Parnassius apollo (apollo) is the source of this 360-nucleotide messenger RNA. The record is from the annotation of a GenBank genome assembly. NCBI's taxonomy places the organism in Eukaryota, Metazoa, Arthropoda, Insecta, Lepidoptera, Papilionidae.
AUGAAUACCUACAGGACAAAUUACCGAAAAGAACAGAAAAAGUCGAAAAUUCGAAGAAAUCAGGGACAGGCAUCAACGACGUAUACGUGCCGAGUCUAUGACAGAAGAAACAAGGAAGUUGAAACUGAUGGAGAUUUCAAAAUCUACACUGAGUCUUCUUCUGACGCCGUUCAAAGUCCACAAGCAUCGACGUCUUCUGCAGUCGUCCAAAGUCUAAACCCACCGACACCUUCAAGAAACCGGUCAAGGCCGACAAAAAGGACUUCAAAUUCUGAUUCCGUAACUGAAGAUGUUCUUCUGUCGGUGCGUGAUCAUUUCAAACGUCCGGCUGUACCCGAAGUGGUUGCGACGUUUUUGUAA